Messenger RNA from Macrosteles quadrilineatus (aster leafhopper), 771 nucleotides. RefSeq lists its product as uncharacterized. The coding region runs from base 1 to 771 and encodes 256 amino acids. The record is from RefSeq and is a predicted model, not a curated record. Lineage: Eukaryota; Metazoa; Arthropoda; Insecta; Hemiptera; Cicadellidae. The transcript has 5 exons.
AUGGGGACCACAGGUCAUCUAGGUCACGUGAUUAUUGUACUGCUAGUGACACCAGCUUUGGCGGCCCAGGAUGGCGCAGAGCCUCGCUUCUUCACCAAGGAAGAACUACUGUCCGAGUUUCGGGAGGGAUGGGAAGCGGCGGGACGUCUGGUAGGGUUCGACACCUCCCAGGGUCUAGGCGCCCUGGUCAGCUCUUCCUGGGCCCCCGCGGCCACUGAGAAGCACGAUGUCCAUCCAGACGCUGCAGCAGCACAUCCGUCAAUCUUCCACGGAUUCUUUCGCCUACUAGGUUUUGACUCAACCCGCCUAAAUGCAAUUGCAGUCAACGCCGUCGUUUUCAUCGCUAAAAUGAUAGGAUCUUCACUGAUCAGGAACUGGACGAGCGGUGCUGGAGGUGGAAAUGUUGGGGGCAGAGCCCUAGGGGACGAGGAUGUAGAGGAGUCGUUGUCCUGGGUCAUAGACAGUGUGAAAGACAAGGCUCGAGGUAUUCUAUCGAGGGCGCAGUCCGAGGACCUGGGUGAUCAGCUGAUCUCCGCCCUCCAGGACAUCCCGGGGGAGACAGACUGUGUGCAGCUUCUGGUGUGUAGGGCUUCGCCCCUCCUGAACACCAUGCGUCGCUCCCUCCGGGCACUGCUGGACGGAGAGUCUGUCCCCGCGGGUCUGUCACCGCUACAGAAGAUGUUGUACUACCUACCUACCAGGCAUCAGCUGACAGAGGCGGCUGUCACGUGCCGCCGGAGACUACCCAGUUGCAGUCAGCUGUUCGAGUGA